UCUCUGUCGCAGCGAAUGACGUCAGUCUGUAAUGGCGACUUCCUGCCAAACUACAUGUGCUUGAGCUGCGGAGAUCGACGGAUUGCUGUACCUGUAAGUACGGAUCAGUUUGUACUUGUUAUAUUUGGUUUCAGAAAAAUGAAGACGCAGAAGCAAAAGCCGCGCUUUAAGUAUCGCCCUAAAGUCCAAAAGAAAGGAAUCAAGAUCACAGGACAGUGGAAACCGGUGACGAUAGAUCCAAAUCUUUUUGCUGAUGAGAAGCUAGAUGAAAUCGUCUGUUUCGAGGAACUCACAGAUUAUGAAUUUGUGAAGUCUUCUAAAGAGUUAAAGAAAGGUUUCAAGAGAAAACAUGGAGAAGUGGAAGAAAAGUUAGAAAGUGAUGCUACUUCAAAGAGCAAGAAAAGAAAAAAACAAAAAGCAGCCUCAGAGCCCUUACAAGAAUCCAAAACAGAGGAUGCACUGCUGGAAACUGAAGAUGAACACGAGGAGUUUGACGUGGGUGUUAAAAGUGAAGAUGAUGGUGAAGAGGUAACCAAAGAUCAGCUCACUCAAAAAGUAAAAAGCAAAAAGAAAAGAAAAAAACGAAAGAAUAAAAAAAAUACCAGUGCUGAAGAAGAUGCUCCACCGCCCCACUCUGCAAAAAAAUCCAAGAACUGGUCUGAAAAUGCUCUAGCCCACACAUCUAGUAAAAAUGCUGAUGUUUCUGCAUGGAAGAAUCUGCAUGUACCAAAGGUUGUUUUAAAAGCGCUGAGCUUCCUUGGGUUCACAUGUCCAACUCCUAUUCAAGCUUUAGCUCUGCCUUCAGCUAUCCGGGAUAAAAUGGAUAUUCUGGGUGCUGCGGAAACAGGAAGUGGCAAGACUUUGGCUUUUGCUAUCCCCAUGAUACAUUCAAUAUUGGAAUGGCAAAAAAACCAAGAAUCUGGAGCAGCAGAAGGUGAAACCGAAGAGGAACCAACAACAAGUGAUGUGAAUAAUGAGAUUGAUGCGACAGAGAAGCAAGAGCAGGAUAUGAGUGAGAAUGAAGAUGUGGAACAAGUAGAGGACAAUGAUGAUGUUGUUGCAGAGAAUUUUGAUAUUAACUUCAAUGAUAUGUCCUCCAGUAAAAGUGGCACUUGGGGUAAAGAGAGUCCGUUGCUGGGUCUUGUGGUAACUCCUACCAGAGAGCUGGCUGUACAAGUUAAGCAUCAUAUUGAUGCUGUUGCCAAAUUUACAGGCAUCAAAACUGCAAUCAUUGUUGGUGGAAUGGCCUCUCAGAAGCAGCAAAGGUUAUUGGGUAGAAGGCCAGAAAUUGUGAUUGCAACACCAGGCCGCUUGUGGGAGCUAAUUGGAGAGCGACACCCCCAUCUGUGCAACCUUAGGCGGCUAAGGUGUCUUGUUAUAGAUGAAGCUGACAGAAUGGUUGAGAAAGGCCAUUAUGCUGAGUUGUCGCAGCUCUUGGAAUUGCUGAGUGAAGUUCACUACAACCCUAAAAGGCAAACUUUUGUCUUCUCUGCCACUCUGACACUGAUCCAUCAGGCUCCAACUCGUUUGCUGCAGAAAAAAAGGUUCCAAAAAGUUGACAAAGACAGCAAACUUGUUUCCCUAAUGGAAAAGAUUGGCAUGAAGGCCAAGCCCAAGGUAAUUGAUUUAACGAGGAAACAAGCAACUGUAGAAACACUAACCGAGACCCGAAUUCAUUGUGCCACCGAUGAGAAGGACUUCUACCUUUAUUACUUCCUGCUGCAGUACCCAGGCAGGUCGAUGGUCUUUGCAAACAGCAUUGACUGCAUCAAACGUCUGACUUCUCUUCUUACGAUCCUAGAAUGUAACCCACUCCCCCUGCAUGCAAAUAUGCACCAAAAACAGAGGCUAAAGAACCUGGAGCGGUUUGCUGAAAGAGAAAGUUGUGUUCUGCUGACUACAGAUGUUGCUGCUCGCGGCCUGGACAUCCCCAAUGUGCAGCAUGUUAUUCACUAUCAGGUUCCAAGGACAUCCGAAACAUAUGUGCACCGAAGUGGUAGGACAGCUCGGGCAUCUAGUGAUGGGCUUACCCUACUUCUUAUAGGCCCUAAUGAUGUGAUCAAUUUUAAGAAGAUUUUCAGGACCCUAGAAAAAAAUGAAGAACUCCCAAUUUUCCCUGUGGAACCCAAUUGCAUGUCUGGCACAAAGGAACGUGUUAGCUUGGCCAGAAUGAUAGAAAAGAUGGAAUAUUUCAACUGCAAAGCCAAACAACAGAAUUCCUGGAUCCAACAGGCAGCAGAAGCACUGGAAUUAGACCUGGAUGAUGAUGCUUUAAUUGGGGGGCAGCAAAGUGAAGAAGAUGAAAGGAUUAAACAGAAAUCGCUGAAAAUCAUGAAGAAACAGCUAAAACAACUCUUGUCUCAGCCGAUCUUUAGGAACCUCUUAAAGACCAAGUACCCAACACAAACUGGGAAGCUAGCCCUGCCCAUUCUCCCUGCAAGCCAGUUAGAAACUGCUCUACUCACCAUCUCCAAACAGAAAGGGAAAAAAAAGAAAAGUAAAUAGAUGCUCCCUUUAUUGUUUUAGGCUAAAUAACCGUGUUUUGCACGACAAUUUUUAUGAUCUCUGGAGCUGGGACUUAGACACAUGAAACUGCUCGCCUCUGUUUAAAAAUACAUUUCCAUUCAACAAAGGCUUGAUAAAUGCGCUCAGAUCAUUGCUGUAGUGGUGAACUGGGCGUAUUGGGGUGUUUUGAUGCAGUUUCCCACAAGUUUUGGUCACCACACUGCUGAAAUCUCCCUAUGCCCCCAUUGCCGUCUUAAUUGUGACAAUUGUGUGUAAUAAUGUGACUGCUUUUUCCAAUUCAAAAAAUGCCUUGGGCAACACACAAAAAAACCUUUUCAUCAUUUUUAUCUUGUUUUGAUAGAGGAAAUGAAGAUGUAAUUGUAUGUGUCUGAAGAACUUUCUCAUGUAAAUCAACUGCAGUUCUACAUUCACAUAUUGCUACAAAACAGACUGGCAGAUUUCAUCUAUGAGGAUUUAUUCUUUAAAUGCUUAAGUUUAGCAGGUGGGGAGUAUUCCUGAUCCUAUGUAGAUCCAACUAUGUUGUAUUUACAUGUUUCAUGUAAGAAACAAUUGAAUACAUAUUUCUGUAUAACUAAUAUCUAUUAAAAAACAUCUGUUUCUCA
This is a messenger RNA of Xenopus laevis (African clawed frog), 3128 nucleotides long. It is a transcript of the gene ddx24.L, whose product is annotated as DEAD-box helicase 24 L homeolog. Gene Ontology annotation, cellular component: nucleus; cytoplasm. Lineage: Eukaryota; Metazoa; Chordata; Amphibia; Anura; Pipidae. Bases 16 to 2505 code for a protein of 829 amino acids. Gene Ontology annotation, molecular function: nucleotide binding; RNA helicase activity; hydrolase activity. The transcript is spliced from 9 exons. The record is from RefSeq and is a predicted model, not a curated record.